AUGUCUCUCAAAGAUUGGGGUUUUCCUAAUGUACUGGGCAUUAUCGAUGGUACAUCAAUUAAAGUGAGAACACCAGCACAUAAAAUCAAAUCUACUUAUGUGAAUAGACAUGACAUUUCUUCAGUUACUCUACAGGGUAUAUGCGAUGCUAAUGAAAGGUUUAUUGACGUCUUUACUGGUAUUCCAGCAAAAAUCCACGACUCACGUGUUUUAAAACUAUCGGAUAUCAAUGAGUCUUUACCAGUAAUAUGUGAAAGCAAAUAUCACAUACUGGGAGAUGCAGCAUACUCUAUAAGAGAAUGGCUAUUGGUUCCCUAUAAAGAUUACGGAAAUCUAACGAAUAAAGAACGUGAAUUCAAUAAACGGUUCUGUGUGACACGAGUAUUGAUUGAAAAUGCUUUCGGACUAUUAAAAGGCCGUUUUCGGCAACUCACGGAGUUACAUCUUCAUAGUAUUGAUAAAAUAUCAAAAUUCAUUAUUUCUUGUUGUGUUUUACAUAACUUAUGUAUUGAUAACAACGAUGAUUUUAAUUUUGAAUUCGAAGUUGUAGACAAUAAUGACGAAUCCAAUGAAGAAGUUAGAGUAGAGCAGGAAGUUCUAUUACGAAGAUUGGGAGAAAUAAAAAGAAAUGAACUAUUGAAUGUAAUGUUUCCGUGA
Trachymyrmex cornetzi is the source of this 657-nucleotide messenger RNA. Its product is annotated as putative nuclease HARBI1. Lineage: Eukaryota; Metazoa; Arthropoda; Insecta; Hymenoptera; Formicidae. The record is from RefSeq and is a predicted model, not a curated record. The coding region runs from base 1 to 657 and encodes 218 amino acids. The transcript has 2 exons.